Messenger RNA from Zonotrichia albicollis (white-throated sparrow), 1962 nucleotides. The record is from RefSeq and is a predicted model, not a curated record. Lineage: Eukaryota; Metazoa; Chordata; Aves; Passeriformes; Passerellidae.
GAGAACGCCAGGGCCGUGGUGACCAUCGGCAUCCCCUUCCCCAACGUCAGGGACCUGCAGGUUGAAUUAAAGAGGAAGUACAAUGACCAGCACAAAAGUACAAGAGGACUUUUAUCAGGGAGUCAGUGGUAUGAGAUCCAAGCUUACAGAGCUCUCAACCAAGCCCUGGGAAGGUGUAUAAGGCACAGGAAUGACUGGGGGGCUCUUAUUUUGGUUGACGACCGCUUCAGGAGGAACCCCAAUAAAUACAUAACUGGUGAGCAGAAAGUUGAUGUAGAGAGCCAUUCCCACCAUGUAAAGCAGAAAAGGACACACAUGGACUGCACCCCCAAAAUGGCAGCAAUCAAAGCAGAGCGAGAAGAAGUGAAUGGUUGGAGCAGUGCUGAUGGUGUGGAGCAGAAAUGCUGCCCUGAGCCUCUGACUGCAACUCCUGCAGCCCAGAACUGCAGGGCCACAGGCAGCAGCAGCCAGGAGCAUGGGAGCGGGCCCAGGGACCCUGCUGACCAUCCCAAUCAGUGCCAAUCAGCGUUAAUUGCAGAGCACACACCAAGUGCAGCAGAAUCGUGUUUGGAAACAAGCCGUGUUUCAGUUCAGAGCCCUCAGGCCCCCGGUGCUGGAGGCCAUCCUGGAGCUGAGCCCUGCAGGGAGCUCCCUCCAGCAGCAGGGAGAGCUGAGCCUUCAGCAUUAGAUGGGGAUGAGGAUGAGGAUGAGAGCAUUUACUACACCCCAGAACUGUAUGAUGAUGCAGAGCCAGAGGAGCAGAGAACUGAGCCCCCAGAGCCAGCCUGUCCCAGCCCUGGGAACUGGGGGGAAUGUGGGAACCCCAGAGUCCCUGCUCUGGUUGCCAGCAGCCCCUCAGGAACCCCGAAUGGAGCUGGGGCUGGCAGGAGCCCCCCUGGCAGCAUGGAGGCUGUGAGGGGCAGGGCCAGCACAGCUGGAGCACAGCAGGGAGCAGCCCAGGACACCCCAAAAAGGAAAAUCAGCCUCUCCAGAUCCAGAAAUAAAGGAUUGAAAAUUCAGAGGAGAUGCAGCAGAAGGAAAGCUGCCCUUAGGCAAAGUGGCUCCUCCAGAGAGAGAAAGAAGGAAGCACACAAGCAGCCUUGCAGGAAAGGACUGGCCUGUGUUGUGUGUGGAGCUGAGAUCCUGCCCAAAGCUCAGGGAAUUUUGAGAAAAGCUUGCUACAGUAAUAGUGAGCUGCAAAUAAUCUGGAAACUCUUCAGAAAUGCCAAUAUAAGAAGCAAAGAAUCCAUUAAUAAUUGUAAGUGUAAGCUAGAGGCCAUUUCAGAAGAUGAUAAUGUGAUGUUGGUCAUCUCAGAUGCUGCAAGUCUGGGUCACCUUAAAGAGACUUUGAAGGUUUAUCAGAUGCCAGUGAAAGACCUGAAUGGCAGUUUAUCUUUAAAUGCUCUUUGGAAUGAGAAGGAAUCUUCUCUGACAAGUUACUUGCAGUGCAGGAGCUGUGUCCUUCAGUCCAUUUCUCCAAGCCCUCUGAUAGGAGCUGAGGUUACUCAUUUCAGUAACAAAGUGCAGUCAUGGGUAAGUCAGAUCACUUUAUUUUGUGUAAUAAAAUUAGAAUGGAAUGAUUUGUACAGGAAAUACUAAAAUACUAUUUUUGUAAACGGUAGAAUGAAUAUUUACUUAGAUAAAUCAUGUAAAAUGAUCUGAUUUCUACCACAGAGAUUUGAAAUGAUAAUUAUAACUGAGUUCAGGUCACUGAAUAUAUUUGUCUGUACCUAAUUUGCUGCAAUGUCUGUGGAAUUACAUCUGAAAAGGGAUGGGAAAAUAGCAGCCAUCCAUGUCUUUCAUGAAAGGAAAACCAGAACAAAACAUAUUUACACAAGUGCUGUAGACUUGAGUUCUCAGACAUGUAAUUUUAUGUUAGUUUUGGCACUAAAAAAGAAGAAGUUAAUCAGCCCCUGAAGGAUGAACAUGGACACGGUUUAAUGGAGUCAACAGGAAGAAAUU